Mycetomoellerius zeteki is the source of this 1042-nucleotide messenger RNA. It is a transcript of the gene Dph5, whose product is annotated as diphthine methyl ester synthase. Gene Ontology annotation, molecular function: diphthine synthase activity. The record is from RefSeq and is a predicted model, not a curated record. The transcript is spliced from 5 exons. Bases 81 to 935 code for a protein of 284 amino acids. Gene Ontology annotation, biological process: protein histidyl modification to diphthamide. Lineage: Eukaryota; Metazoa; Arthropoda; Insecta; Hymenoptera; Formicidae.
UUACAUUAUGGGUUGAGAAUAUGUUUUGCAGGACAACGAAUGAAGAUUGAUUCGGUAGACGCCAACUUCGAGUAGAAGUUAUGUUUUAUGUGAUAGGAUUAGGUCUAGGUGACGCUAAGGAUGUCACUGUCAAAGGCCUCGAAAUUAUUAGGAAAUGCGACCGCGUCUAUUUGGAGUCUUAUACCUCUGUUUUGACAGUACAGCAGGAAACCUUGGAAGAAUUCUAUGGAUGUUCCUUGAUAGCAGCUGACCGUGAGCUAGUGGAGAAUUGUGCAGAUGAGAUACUGCCAAACAGAAAAGAUGAAGAUGUUGCUUUUCUGGUUGUAGGAGAUCCUUUCGGAGCUACUACGCACACAGAUCUGGUUCUACGUGCAAAGGAGAAAGAUAUACAGGUGAAAGUCAUACAUAAUUCGUCAAUACUAACUGCAGUUGGUUGCUGUGGCUUGCAACUAUAUUCAUAUGGAGAAAUUGUUUCAAUUCCAUACUGGAUGGACACUUGGCGACCUGACAGUUUUUAUGAGAAGAUAGCUUCCAAUAGACAGAGAGGGCUGCAUACACUCUGUCUCUUAGACAUUAAAGUUAAAGAGCCUACCUUAGAAAGUAUCAUGAAGAAAAAAAAAGAGUAUAUGUCUCCAAAAUUCAUGAGUGUCAAUGAAGCUGCUAGUCAGUUAAUAGCGAUACUUGAUAAUAAGAUUCAGGAUGGCCACAAAGAUUUAGCGUUCACACAGCAGAGCUUGAUAGUAGGCUUAGCACGGGUAGGAUGCGAGGACCAACAUAUUGUCGCUUGUUCCUUACAAAAUAUGACGCGUGUGAACUUGGGACCACCGCUGCACUGCCUUGUUAUACCGGCUGAAAAGCUCCAUCCCCUUGAGCUGGAAUUUCUAAUACAGUACGCUCUCGACAAAGAUCAAUUCAAAGAAAUGACAGAAUCAUAACCUUUUUUUAUCCUAGAAAAGAUGGAGCCGUGUAACGGGUGAUCGAUUGCAACCGAACCAUAUCGUUUCGUAUGACCGUCACAGAAGGCAGAGAGAAAUUGGCGACC